Cavia porcellus (domestic guinea pig) is the source of this 2125-nucleotide messenger RNA. It is a transcript of the gene Mfsd6l, whose product is annotated as major facilitator superfamily domain containing 6 like. NCBI's taxonomy places the organism in Eukaryota, Metazoa, Chordata, Mammalia, Rodentia, Caviidae. Bases 189 to 1943 code for a protein of 584 amino acids. The record is from RefSeq and is a predicted model, not a curated record. Gene Ontology annotation, cellular component: membrane. The transcript has a single exon.
ACUUCCGGGCCAGUGGCCGGACAUGGGCGGCGGUUUACCGGGUGACCGCGGCGCUGCCCGAGGCCAGAGACGGAGUCCAGCUACUGUGAGCCGAGAUUCCUCGAGCCUCUCCCGGGGACAUGGGGGCGCGCCCUGCCUGGUCUCCGCCACGCUCGCCUUGCGCCCGGGUCUGACGGAGCUGGGCAGCCAUGAGCGCCAACCCCCAGUGGGACAUCAGUAGGGCGCUGGGGGUGGCCAGGCUCUUCCAUCUGCUGUGUGGGGUCCGGGAUGCCUGCGCGGCCCCGUUCCUGACGCUCUACCUGAGGCAGCUGGGCUUGGCCGCGCCCUGGGUGGGCAUCCUAAUGGGAAGUAAGUUCCUAGUGGCAGCCUGCUGGGGUCCCUUGUGUGCCUUCCUGGCCAAAAGCUGCCAGAAAAGGAGAGUGUUUCUGGUAGGCUCGCUGCUGGGCUCGGCGGGAGCCAGCCUGUUGAUGGUCCUGGUCCCUCCGCUGCACAGGGACCACCGCUCUUGCAAUGGAAGCGGCAGCGCGGCCACCACAGUCCUACCACCAGCUGUCACGCUCACUGUGACCUCAGCUCACCCUGCAGGGCUGCCCAGCCUCCCAGCCAGGAGGAGGAGGUCGGGAGGUUCGGAGGCCUCUGACUUCACAGUUGGACCUGCAGAAAGUGAUCAGGAAACUUUGGAGGGGCUGCGUUUAGUGAGCUCCCUUGAAGGAGCUGGGACCACACCCCGAGUUCUGCGACCCAUCACUUCGGGAGAGACAGACAGUUUCGGGGCAGGUGCUUCUGAGGCGGUUGAUCCUGCCCUCCUGCUUCCUCAGGACGCUACGCUGGGCGGUCCAGCCAAUGUGUCAGAGGUCAAGGGGGAAGCCGGGUCCCUUGAGCUCUCCUCAGAAGGACUGCAGUGGACUAUCCUCCUCGCCUUUGGCUUCAUGGUUGUCUGGGAACUGCUGACAGCCCCUCUGGAGCAGGUGGCCAGCGAUAGCCUUUAUGAAUACCUGGAUUUUGUGGACGCCACUGACCGGUACAGAAGUCUGGGGCUCUGGAGAUUACUGGGCAUGGUGGCAGGUGUAUGUGGCAUCGCAGCCUUGAUGGGGCAGUUGGACUGCUUCCUGACUGCAAGUGGCACUCAGGGUGUGGUGUGCUUUUAUGGCUACUCACUGGUCAGCACUGUGUGCUUUCUGGUGAGCACUGUGUUUCCUGUCCCCACCUACCAGCAGCAGGAGCCUGGCUACAAAACCAUCAAAGCACUGUCUCUCCUAGGGGGUGACCCCCACCUCCUCCUCCUGGCCCUCACUGUUGUUUUGAUAGGAAUUGUCACCAGUGCGGUGCAGAACUUUCUUUUCUGGCACAUGGAGGACCACGGCAGCAGUGCACUGGUCAUGGGCUUCUCGGUGGCUCUCGGCUUGCUGGGGGAAAUUUUGCUCCACCCAUUUAAAACUGUGCUGCUUCGGAAACUGUCUAGGGUGGGUGCAGUGGGACUGGGCUUGGGGUGCCUCGCCGGGCAGCUGCUGUAUUACUCUUUCCUCUGGAGCUGGUGGUCGGUCUUCCCUAUUCAGAUCCUGAGUGCCAUCAGCUCUGGGGUUCUGUGGUGGGCUGUGGAAGCCUCCAUGGAGAGCCUGGCCACUCCUGGCACGGAGAGGCCUCUGAGUACCGUGUUCCGAGGCCACUUCCACGGGGGUGGCUGCAGCCUGGGCAGUUUUAUGGGGGGUUUCCUGGUGAUGCGCUUCAACCUGGCUGUGUUCUACCGCAUCUGCUGUGUGAUCCUGUUGCUCUGGCUGUCUGUGUUCCUGUCCAUCCAGCCCAGGCUGCCCCAAGAGCGGAAGAUCAACUAUUCCAAGCUGCUGGCCGUGGAAGAGAGUGAUACCAGCGACUCUGAGCCAGGGUCAGAAAGGGACUGGCUGGUGAAGGCCAUGAGGGAGGAGCCCUCAGACUGCAGAGGCUGAGAGAAGGUUAGGGAAGGAACUGAUGGGUUGGACAAAAUUUACUUUGUUGAGGACAGAAUCCCAUCUGAGUUGCAAGGACCUUGGGGGGAGAGAUGGCGCUUCCAUGCUGAAGCUAUAAUUCUCUGUACUUUUCUAGUGAAAGGUGAUCUGACUUUUUUUGUCAUUAAAUCAUUUUAAAAUAA